This is a messenger RNA of Quercus robur (English oak), 1228 nucleotides long. Its product is annotated as SAGA-associated factor 29 homolog A-like. Bases 267 to 1076 code for a protein of 269 amino acids. Lineage: Eukaryota; Viridiplantae; Streptophyta; Magnoliopsida; Fagales; Fagaceae. Gene Ontology annotation, cellular component: SAGA complex. The record is from RefSeq and is a predicted model, not a curated record. The transcript is spliced from 10 exons.
UCAUCUCUUUUACAUCAAUCACCUUCUCACCCAUUUUCUGUCUUUGCUCUCACAUUGUGUCCACACACACUCUCUCUUUACUACCAGGUGAUGAAGACAACCUCGUAGUCAUCAUUGAGGUUGUGGUGGCACCGACUUUGAAGCACUUCUGUUCUGUUUUAUUGUAAAUUACUUCAUGGGAAUUUUCAAAAUUUUGUGAAGAGCUUUGGAGAUGAUGCAACUGAAGUUGUUGUUCUAAAAAUUCUCAAACUUGUCGAAAAGAAGCGAUGUCGUCUCCGGAGGUUUCUGGAAUCUUGGAGAACUCAAAGGAGCUCGAUCGGAUAAGGAAAGAACAGGAGGAGGUGCUUGUCGAGAUCAACAAGAUGCACAAGAAGCUCCAAGCCACUCCUGAGGUGGUUGAGAAGCCUGGAGAUAAUUCAUUAUCUAGGUUGAAAGUUUUGUAUACUCUUGCGAAAGACCUGUCAGAGAGUGAAAUAACCAUUUCCAGCAUGUUGUUAAAUCAACUUGAUCAUCUGGUUCCUCCUGGGCCUCAAGGACAAUUAAGAAGAAGGCUAGAAGGCAAUGAUCCGAAAAGGAAAAGAAUGAAGACUGAUUCAGAUAUUUCAAGGAUUUCGAAUAAUGUGCGAAGUCAACUAGAGGCUUGUGCUAAUUUAAAGGGAGAACAGGUAGCAGCUAGAGUCAGACUAGAUGAGGCUGAUAAGGAUGAGUGGUUCGUUGUAAAAGUUCUGCAUUUUGAUAAGGAGACAAGAGAAUUUGAAGUCCUAGACGAGGAACCAGGUGAUGAUGAUGAGGGUGGUGGCCAAAGGAAGUACAAGCUGCCCAUGUCAAGAAUUAUUCCUUUCCCCAAGAGAAAUGAUCUUAGUAAUGUACAAGAUUUCCCUACUGGAAGUCAGGUUUUGGCUGUCUAUCCAGGAACAACUGCACUUUAUAAGGCAACUGUUGUUAAUGGCCAUCGCAAGAGGAAGACGGAUGAUUAUUUACUGGAAUUUGAUGAUGAUGAGGAAAAUGGAUCAUUGCCUAAAAGGACGGUACACUUCCAAAAGGUGGUUCCUCUGCCUGAAGAAUCUCGUCAAUGAAUUCAAGCUGUUUAUAGCCGUGUAUGAAUCUCAAGUGUUAUGUAGCAUUAUGAAGCUGGCCUUUAGCGUGCCUUACGUUACUUUUUUAUGUUAUAUAAUCAUAUUUAUUUCUUAUUCCUCUCAAGUAUUGAAAAUGUUAAGACUUUCUGUCA